AUGUCGCAUUCCUGGUUGCAACGCCAGCGCAAGCAAGCACUCAUCGAUCUCGCAGCCGAGGCGGGUCUGAAGCAGUACGCCCCCCUCUCCACGCCGUCCGCCAGAUGUCAUACUAACGGACCACGAUGAAGGGACGAAGACCUGCGCAAAGAUGAGAUUGUCGAGAAUCUGAACGCGCACCUGCAGCAGAAUGCGACGGCCCUCUCGCGCGUGCGCGCAUUCGAAGACUACUACGGCAAACGACGCGCCACGCCUGGGCGCCCUCCGCGCGAGAGCACCGCCGCCUUCCUGCCCCGCGCCGACGAGGUCGAGGUCGAGGCCGAGGUCAAGAGCGUCGUGAAGAGGGGCGGAAAGCGAGCGACCAAAGUCAAGCCGGAGCCAGAGUACGCGCCCAGCCCAAUGACACCAGACACACACACACACACACACACACACAGUGGAAGCACACGUUGAGCGCGUCUAACGCAUCGUCUGACUCUCUAGGGAUGAGGGCCCAGUGUCGUCGCCCAUUCGCGCUGCUGCUGCCGCCGCUUCCACGGCCAAGAACGCCAUCGCUACCGUCUCCUCCGCCCUCUCGCCGACCGCUCUCUCACCCUCUGCCCAACUGACCUCCACCUCCUACACUCCAGCUCCUCGCAUGCGCAGACGAUCCGAACUUCCGGGCCCGCCGUCUCCAGCCGACGUGGCCGACAUCGUCGAACACGAAUCCUCCAAGGUCGUUGCCGGCAUUCGCCAUCUCUACGCCCGCUCCGGCAUCACAGAAAACAUCGAAUACCUGCGCGAGGUCUGCUCUUCCGUUGUCGCGGUCCAGUUUACCUUCCUGCUCAUCGAAGCAUUCGCUCUGCAGAGGCGCCUCAUGCCUUGGCGCUUCGCCUUCAGCAUCCCCUCGACUGGCUUCACGCCGACCAUCUCCGUUCAAUAUCCGGAUCUCUUCAUCCUCCUCACCGGCUUUUACUGGAGCACCGCCUUUCUCUGGUCGGCGACCUCGGUGUUUAUUCCCCUGGUCUUUGCCUACUUCUACAACCUGACCAUCCGCGACGUGAAACGCGGUAACCUGCGCGUGUCGGUUGCUAGAUACGCCGCGGAUCCACUGACCUUCAACGUCGUCAAGGCUCUCGCUACCUGGCUCGUGUACUCCCGAGGUGUCAGCUUUGGAUUCAUAGACGCCGAAGUCUCCGAGAGAGUCGACCUAGCCAUGUUCGGGGGAUCGACCCUCGUGCUCAUCGGGAGCGGAAUUGGUGCACUUGCUGCGCUCUAUGAAGCCGCGCAAAAGAAGGGCUUGUGA
Lecanosticta acicola is the source of this 1285-nucleotide messenger RNA. Lineage: Eukaryota; Fungi; Ascomycota; Dothideomycetes; Mycosphaerellales; Mycosphaerellaceae. The record is from the annotation of a GenBank genome assembly.